GAUUCCAAGCGUUCCAAGUCUAGCAAAAAAUGCAAGAUGGCCGCGCGAGAUUCAGAUGAUUCUGUCGACUUUACAGACGAAGGAGAGCUUGCCGAGGUCAACAGCCUCGUCAAGAAAAUUUUUGACAUUUUGAACAGGGAGACUUCCCGAGUUCGUAAGGAAAAAGAAGCUUUUGAUGAUGUAGCAAAGAAACUCGAGCACGUCCAUUUUUCUAAGACGUUAAAGCUGAACAUUGGCGGCCAACUGUUUACAACGAGUCUAGAAACAAUGAAGAAAGAUCCUGGGUCAAUGCUACAUGCGAUGUUUUCCGGUAGAUUUGAUUCAAAGCCCGCUGAAGACGGUUCCUACUUCAUUGACCGUGAUGGAACUCACUUCCGGUAUAUCCUGAACUACCUUCGAACAGGGCAGCUUGUUGUUCCGGAAGACAAGAUCGUUCGUAAAGAGUUGUUAACUGAAGCUGAGUUUUACCAAGUCCAAGGAAUCAUUGAUGAGCUCAAAGCCAGCCCCUUUGAAGAUUCCAUUAUUUUGUCCACAGAGCACUGCCAAACCUUGACCAAUUGGUUGAAACACACGCUGACAAGUGCUGGCCACACCUACUCCCUGAUAUAUCGCGCCUCUCGUAAUGGCUGGGCAGCCUCCAACUUUCACUCUUUUUGCGAUCGCAAGGGACCAACUGUGGUGGUUGUCAAAAGUGGGAAUUAUAUCUUUGGAGGCUACACAGAGCAACACUGGGAAUGUAAGUGGCAUAGCAGAACUCAUAGCUCUUUAAAAUUAAAGCGACAGGGUUAAAAUUUGUGACUGAUUGGUUUGAUAUAGCAGGGCAGUCAGUAAGAUAAUUCAAAUUGCUGGGUGUAUGCAUUUAGCAAGUGUCCUACCAUCCCAAUGUUGUCUAGUCUGAAAUGUCACACAUCUCCACCCCCUGAACCCGUGGGGGCACAGGGGAGAGAGAUGUCUGGAUUCUGAGCAUUAUAGAGUUGCCUGGUGGCAUCACCUACUUUUGCAAAUAUGGCAGGUAUUUUUUUGGAUUGGCUAUUGCAUGUAAGUUUUUGAAAAACCAACCCUUUUAUUAUUGGCUCAACGGGCUGAGGAAAACAUCCAGUUUGAAAUAGUGUUGACAGGCUAAUGGCCUCUUCACUAAGUAAAGACUCAACCAUAGUGGCAUCUGAUGACGAACGCUUUAAUUCCAAAACUGCAGUCUCGCUUUAGGCACUUGUAACAAAAAAUGCACUACCAGUACAGUCAAAUAAACUAUUAAGCUAAGACAAAAUUAAUUGACAGCAGAGGAACUGUAGGACAUCGCACUCCAGUCCAAAGACUCGCUUCUCUCAAGAAAAACAAAAUGGACUGUAUCAGUGCCUAAGAAAUGAUAUUGACUGGCUCUCAGCACAAUUCUCCUUAGUUCGUGUUGCUUCGGUUUAAGCUACAAUUCAGAUCUGACGUUCACUUACCAUGAGAAUUCAACAUCCUGCAAACUACACUUUAAAAGAGCUCGGUCUAACAUCAAAACAAAGCAGGAAAUCAUCACAUUGACAGACAAUAAAAACUGCACACAUGCAGCUUUUCAGGUACUUCAGAGAAAACCAAAUUAAUUAAAAUCUUUUUUGAAAGGUCAUUUGGCAUAAGCUAGGUUUCAACAGAGGUCAUAGAAAAUCAGUACUAAACUAUAUAUCUCAGAUCAAAUCCUGCCAGAAACAAACCACAGGAAAUAAUUACUCUAUAUGUAUGAAUCAGACCAGCUUUAUGACCUCUAAAUGCUAGACUCAGGGCAGCAAGAUUUGCUCGAUUUGAGCAGGCAAUGAUCUGAUUGGUGGUAUAAAUUGACACUAGCAAACUCAGGUGUCCAGCCCUCUUUUCAGGGGAGGGGCAUGGGCUCAUUUUCUGAACAGUGGCUGGUGUUUAUUGAGCCCACUAUGACAAUCUUUUGAUGAAAAUAACAGAAAGAACCUUGAAAUAAGAAAACCUUGGUAUAACAAAUGGUCUUCUUUUUUUGUUUUAUAUUUUUAUUUAUAAUUUUAUUCAUUUAUUUUUUUAUAUUAAGAGUAAACUAUAUACUACUUAUUAACCAAGAGCAAGAAGGUCAUUACAGGAAAAUCUCAGACCAAGGCCUUUGAUGUAUUCACUGAGCAAUAGCGAAGUCAAUACAUCAAGGCUGAGGUCUGAUAUUUUUCUGUAAUGACCGAACGGACGAGGUUAAUAAGUUAUCUAUUAUAAUAUUAUGGCCUUUUCAUUAUGGACCUGCGCCUGUCAUCAAUUAAAACCAAAAACUGGUCAGUGGAUAGCUUUAAAACACAUCACCUCAAUGAGUUGUUGCACUGUAGCCCACGAUACAGUCAGCUGUGACACUGGUCAGCCGAUACCCCUUUUUGACAGCAGUCAAUUGGCCAUAACAUGGAUGACCAUAAGAAUGUCCACUAUUAAGUUAUGCCUUGGACACCUAGAAUAGCUAGUAAUGCCCAUUCAUUACAAGAAAACUGCCAAUAAGAGCAUACAUACUAUUAAUAAAGAAGAUCCUCAAUAUAAUAAAACCUUGUUAUGCCCAGCCAGUGAGGAUCAGUAAUUUAUUGAUUUUUGCUGGGGAUUAAGCUUUUUUUCUUAUUAUUAGGGUCUCAACAGUAGCAAGGUGUGCACAAGGUGAUAGGUCAACUCUAGUAAAAUUUAAUCUCUAUAAUUAUAUAUCUAUUACAGAGAGUUCUCUUAGUCUACAAGAUUGAAAGCUUCUUACUAUUCCUACCAUAGUGACCAUAAUACUCUUUUAUUAUGUGGACACUUGGCCCUCUCACUUUGGAAUCUUGAUUAUGGGGGAUUUUGCUUUACUCCAAACUGCCCUUACCAAAUCCAACACUGUUUUGAAUGUAUUUUUAAGCUAUUUUUGAAAACUGUUUUUAACCUGUUUUGUGAAAUAGGUUUUAAAUAGGGUAAAAAGUGUAUUUUUAAUGUAUUUUUCGACUGCUUUUAAAGGUGUUUUAACCUGUUUAAAACGCUAUUAAAAAAGAAUUUUUAAAGUAUUUUAAAAUGCUUUUAAAAUAUAUAAAAAUUCCAGGGCUUUUGCAAGGCUCAAAACAGGUCAAAAACAGUUUUAAAUACCUUAUAAAUCGGAAUAAAAACAGGAUAAAAACAGUUUCAAAAACAUAUUUUAAUUUACUAUACUAUUUUAAAACUAUUUUUAAUGGCAAUUUUAAACGUAUUUUGAAAAAAAAACAGGUUUAAAAUAGGUACAAAAAUAUAUUUUUGAUAUAUUUUUCGACUGAUUUUUAAAGGUGUUUUAACCUGUUUAAAAACGCUAUUAAAAUGUUAUGCUUCAAAAUAUAUUUUAAUAGCUGUUUAAUCGGUUUCGAAAUUUAGUAAAAUACUCGUAUUUGCAAAUACAAUAAAAAAUACUUUGAAAACAGUAUUAAAAUACCACAGAAGAAGAAAAGCAAUAGCACACAUAUAUUAUGAAUUAAAUACAUCAAAAAUAGGAUGCAAAAUGCAAAAACAGUAUAAAAUUGUAAGAACAUAGCCUUAGAGUUGUCUGAAAACAGUAUAAAAUCGGUCGAAAGAGCAUAAAAAUAGUACAAAAACAGGAUGGAAAUACCAUUUAAAUUCAUGAAAUAAAAUGAAUACAAAACCGUCGAAAAUUACCCUGAAAAAGCAAGAUUUACCUCGGCGAAAUUUCUCCACACAGUCCUAGGCUAGGACUUCAAGAGAAUUAUCUCUUAGCCGAUUACUUUACGUUGAUUUCCCUAAGAAUUCUCGGGAAAUUCUUAUGGAAUUUUUCAGAAAUGCUCAAAUCAAUCUUUAGCCUGUGUACAGACCCCUUCCCUCAAUAAAACUCGGAGGGGAGGGGUGGGGGUAUGUACACAGGCUAUCAACCUUUGGCUUCAAAAGGGUAUAACGUUACUGUCGACGUUACCGGUAAAUAUCAGUAAAUAUUAAUCUACAUGCAUGUAACUUACAUUGUUUAUUAUAUUCACGGCUUUACUCAAAUAUCAUCAGAAGCUUAAUGCAGGCUACGCCUGAUCAUUAAUUAGUGGCUGAAAAAGAACAGCAUACGAAUAAAUUUACGCGAGAAUGAAAGAGGCCGGUGACGUGACAUCAAGUGACUGAGAUCAUUUAUACAAAACAGCGAGUCUCUGCAAGGAAUCCUGUAAAAAGUAAAAUUGCCGUACGGGCGCGACUAUAUAAAUGUUUACUACCCUUCAUUUGUUUCUCAUAUGGCGUAUAUCUAAGUGUCUUAGUAACAUUGUAUAUUUAAUACUUACAAUUAGACUGUUGGACUCUUCUCCUGAACCAGAACCUUUCAAAGUACAUAACAGUCGCUGAGGAGUCAUAACCAUUUUUGAUUCGUGAUAAAAGCAACAUCUACGUGUUCCGACAAUCCGCAGAGUUGGAGUGUACUUUUGUAAGAUCGUAACAAACAGUAAAAUCAAGCGCAUUUAAGCUCACAGCAACCGCCCGGGAGCAACCGCCGGUUCAAUAAUUUGAAAUGAGCAAAGGACAAAGGACGGUUUGCUUAUCACGUGCAUUUGUCACAUCACCGCGGCGCGAAGUCGUGAUUUCAGUCGCGCGUGACAUCUCAAAAAUAAUAUGCCAUGCAUGUGCGAAAUAGUCUAUGAGAGAAAGAUAACCAUAUGUCGGAGUUUAUUCAGAUCUGAGCGUUGUUUCUUAGUGCAAUAUAUACGAGGUGAGAUCUUAGCUUGGAUAGUUUGUUUUAAUUAUUAUGAAAUUUCAAGGACUUAUUUUAGACAAAUCUCAAUUGACCGCGCGCAUCCGGUUCUCGGCCCGCGGCUUCGGCUGUUUGCGAAAAAUUUCUACAUGAAAAUUAAAAUGUGAUUUUAAGAAUUUUCUUUUAAAAAACUUAUGGAAUGUCCCGUAGCUGCAUUAAUUGAAUCACGGCUAAAAUCUAGGCGGAGAUUUUCGCAGAGAGCUUGCAGGUAAUGAACACUGAGGAACGGAUUGAUCCUUUAUCGGCACACUGUCACAGUUACGUGUUGUCAGUCAAAGCUAAAAUCUAUUCCUAAUUUUCUUCUCUUUUUUUUCAAUUUUUUUUGAUUUGCUGGGAGAUUUAAUUUUUGGCUUCGCCUCGAGCUUUAUUGAGAGAAGAAUCCGGUCCACAAUAUGACAGCUUGUUUUGAGUCAUUUAUGAGUUCGUGACACGAUGAAGGCUUAAAAAUUAACUUUGUGCAAUUGUUACUUUUAUAGUCUGAGUAUAAGUAUCCCAAAAUACAUUACAAUAUUGCACCUCAAUAAUAAUAAGUAAUAAGUACCCUAUUUUAAAGUAUUUAAAAUAAGGUCAGCAUUUGAUGUCUUUCAGCAGACUUUAAAUAUUUUAUGUACAAUCUGUUUUUAUAGUCAGAGUGUUGUGUGCCCAAAAUACAAUUCAAAUAGACCUCAAAACAGUGUUUAAGUACCCUAUUUAAAAGUAUUUGAAAUGCGGUCAGUAGUUAAGGACUUAAAACAUAUUUCAAAUAGUCUAUUUGAACUCUGUUUGUAACUUUGUGAGUGGAUGCGUCUCAAAAUACAUUUUCGAUACAACUCAAAACAGUGUUAAAGUACUCUAUUUAAAAGUAUUUAAGAUACGGUCAGCAUUUAGGCUCUCAAAACAUAUUUUAAAUAGUCUAUUUCAAUUAUGUUUGUAACUUUGUGAGUGGAUGCGCCUCAAAAUACAUUGUAGAUGCAACUCAAAACAGUGUUAAAGCACCCUAUUUAAAAGUAUUUAAAAAACAGUCGCAUUUAGGCCCUUAAAACAUAUUUCAAAUAGUCUAUUUGAACUCUGUUUGUAACAGUGUUAGUGGUUCUAUGCCCAAAAUACAUUUGAAAUACCCUAUUUUAAUCAUAUUUAUUAAACAAAAUACAUUGUAAAUUGAUGAGAGAGGUUUUCCUUUUGAUGAAAUAUAAUUUAACUACACUUAAGAUAUAUAUCAAACAGGGGCGAAAAUUUAAAUUUUUUUGUCAAAUAGGAUUAAAAUACAGGAAAAUAGUAUUCAAAUACUGAAAAUACAUUUUAAACACUUUAAAAUCAGUUUCAAAAUACAUAUGGUUUGGUAAGGGUGUCUUCCGUAGAAUUGUUAAAGUAUAUGACAAAAAUAUGUUUAAGAAUCAGGUCAUUUUUUAUCUGACCAUUUCCUUUGCUGUUAGGAUUUCUGUGUUACAGACUGUCAAACCUCUUUAUUACAGAUACUAAAGGAACAAAAUCAAGUGUCUGUAUUAGAGAGGUUAGGAACUGUGUGAAGUUUGAUAAUUUUGGGACCAUGCAGGCCCCAGUUAUUCAAAAGGUGCCUUGAUAGCACCUAUCCAGUGGAUAAAUCUCUGUCCAGUGGAAAGUGCGAUUGGUUUCCCAGUACUUCUCUGCUAGGUAGUGAUUUAUUCUUCUGGAUAGCUCUAUCCAACGUUUGAACAACUGGGGCCAGAACUAUAUCCAUGGUGGGGAAGUGUCCAAAUUAUAGACUGAAGUGUCUAUUAGGAGGGGUUGGACUGUAGUAAUUUGACCAGUGUUACAAUGUAUAGAGAUAUUAUAUAGAUACUGGUAACUCAUGUGGUUUAAAUGUCCAGGGGGGGAGGGUGAGGGGUAGACAGCUGCACUUUGGAUGUUGAUGUAGCAUAUGCUGCCUGCCGGUUCUUUAAACCUUCACUCUUAUCCAGACAAAAAUGCAACAUUUCCUACACCCAUAUAGGACCUGCCUCCAGUUUACGAACUCAAGGCAUCCUAAGUUAAUACCUUUUUCGUAGGUGUGGUGGUUUAAUUUCAUUCUUGGUCUCAAUUUUAUUUUCCUUUGUUUCAAACUCAUUAUCAUACAUUAUCAUAUAUUACCAUAUCCAAAAACAAAGGAAAAUAAAAUUUAAACCAAGGAUAAAAUUGAACACAACAUUGGUAUUGUUUGUUAACAAAUUCCCCAUUGUUAUGAGCCAUUUACUUGUUGAGAUAUAAUCUUAGAAGAAGAACUGUUUCUGAAUGUGGGGUCUAAGCCUCUUCAAUUCUUCAAUGGCACUGGCUUCUACACCAUGUUCUUAUAAGAAAAUGUGGAUCUGUGGUUUUUCUGAAGGAGAAAUCCCACAUUAAUAUACCCAAUAAUAUUUUUUGUAACCUAUCUUUCUCUGUUUUUGCCUUAAAAUAAAGAGGAGAAUAAUUUUGUUGACUUUCUCAGACCAAAAUGGUCGAAACAGUAAGCUCACUUCCCUUGAUUAUAAAAAAAAUGGCUUAAAAACCAUACCAGCACAUCAAUAUACAGUUGAACCUCUCUAAAGCGGCCACCUUGGGGACAGAAGAAAGUAGCCAUUGUUGAAACAAGAGUGAAUGUAUGGACUGUCCGCCCGAAAAAAAAUUGCCGUUGUAGAGAGGUGGCUGUUUGUGGAGGAUCGACUGUAGAUUUUAUAGGCUUGCUAGCCCAAGGUCACUUUAUCAAUGCACACGUUUUUUCUUCCCAGCUAUUCCUAAUGGUGCCUACAGAACAGAUCCAAACUCCUUCCUUUUUAGCUUGGUGAAUCCCAGUGGUCUACAGCCUACAAAGAUGUCUCUUAUUCCUGGAAAGGAGAGUUCUGCUAUUCAUUGCCACAGUGGCAGCGGGCCUAGAUUUGGAAGGGGAAUCGAUCUUCACAUUCCUAACGCGCCUAAUUCUAAUAAUUGCUCAGUUAACUUGAAUAACACAUAUCAACUACCUCCUGGACAGAAUGCUAACACCUUCCUAACUGGAAACCAGAAUUUUACUCUAGCCGAACUGGAAAUCUUUAAGUUUGAAAAGUAA
Molecule: messenger RNA, 7721 nt
Organism: Porites lobata
Lineage: Eukaryota; Metazoa; Cnidaria; Anthozoa; Scleractinia; Poritidae
Source: the annotation of a GenBank genome assembly